Messenger RNA from Amphibalanus amphitrite, 4262 nucleotides. Its product is annotated as zinc finger protein 316-like. Gene Ontology annotation, cellular component: chromosome. Gene Ontology annotation, biological process: regulation of transcription by RNA polymerase II. Gene Ontology annotation, molecular function: chromatin insulator sequence binding. Lineage: Eukaryota; Metazoa; Arthropoda; Thecostraca; Balanomorpha; Balanidae. The record is from RefSeq and is a predicted model, not a curated record. The transcript is spliced from 2 exons. The coding region runs from base 186 to 2822 and encodes 878 amino acids.
AGUUUGCAAGUGACAGUAAGGUGACUGCAUACAGCAGCCUUGCAUACAGCACUUUUUGCUGCGUCCAGAUAAAACAUCUUCUCAAUGUUCUGCCUGGACUGGAAGUAAUAAUGAGCUGUGAAUGCUGACUUCCUGCUCAUAUCUCGCUUACUGCUUCUACUUUCUUUUCCUAUUGAUCAUUUAUUAUGGCCACCCUGGACGCUACUGCCAGCAGUCCCAGUGCCACCAUGACCAAUGGCGACCCAGCCGUCGGAGUGGAGCCCAUGGCCGUGGUUGAGGUUCAGUCAGAAGAGAGCCCUGCAGAAGCUGAGUGUGUAGGGUUGGGAACCCUGGAGGCUGAGAAUACAGUGGUGGUGGAGCUGAUUAAGCCAGAUCCUGACACAGUGGAAGCAUCAGAGUGUGGUGGUGUCACAACAGUGGCUCACUGUGACAAAGUGAUGGCAGAUCGGGAGUCAGCAGAGAUGACCAGUGCAGGCCUUGAGGGUGGUGACCUUCCAUCAGCAUCGCCAUCACCGCCAGUGGCAUCACCACUGACUCCUCCGCCUCCGCUGCCAGAGCAGGAGGAUGUGAAACAGGAACAACAGGAGCUGCUGUCAGAACAGGAGAGGAAGACAUCGCAGCAGCAGCCGUUAGAGCAUGAGGAAACAGAGCCAGCUCCGCAGCCGAUGGACACCUCUGAGGCGUCUGACGGCGCCCCGCCGGCCUCGGAUGCCGCCGCCGCCGGCCGAACAGUCCACGUUCUGGUGUCUGACUCCGUGGCCUGGAUGCGGCCGGCGGGCGAGUCGGCCGCCUCCGAGUCCCCCGCCGUCUGUGACGUCACGGCGGUGGUGACUCCGACCGGCUCGGCCCGCCGGAAGGCGUCCGGGGUGGCCCCGCGGAGGGUCCCGCAGGAGAUCCAGCCGGUCCAGCGGCUCGUCACGGAGAAGUGGCCGCGCAGGGGCCGCGGCGGCGGCGUCUCCCGGGCCUCCCGCGUGUCUGUGAUCUCCUCACUGCCCGCCGCCGGCGCUGAGGCGGCCGGGAGGCGGUCGGCGCCGCCGGCCGCGGCCGCCGCGGCGCCCCCACCUCUGCCGUUCGACUGUGACGCCUGUCGGACCCGGUUCAGCGAUCGGAUCUCGCUGGCGGUCCACUGCCGCGAGCACGGCGGCGCGCCGGCCGAGCCGUGCUCCCGCUGCGGCCGGCUGCUGGCUGCCCCGCUGGACCGGGCGCGCCACGAGCGGCGGCACCGCGCCGCGCGGCAGCACGGCGCCCCGGCCACCCGCCGGAGGGCUGCACAGACCGCCGCCAGUCCGGCCACACCGACCCGCCUCCUGCCCCAGCGGAGGGGCCGCGAGCCGACCCGCUGCGGCAGCUGCGGCGAGCGGUUCCGAGCGCGCGAGCUGCGCGAACACUUCGCGCCGCACCCGCGCACGGGCUUCUACCGGUGCACGGGGUGUUACGACGCGUUUGCGCAGCAGUGUCAGCUGGAGCGGCACAUCUGUACCGGCGAGGCGCAGCGGCGGACGCAGGAGGCCGCUCCGCCGGCCACUCGGACCCGGAGCGCCGGGCUGAGGCGGGGGAGACAGCCGUCUGAGGAACCCGAGGAGGAAGAGGUAGUGUUUGUGGAAGAGGAGAGCGGAGACGUGUCUGCACCGCUGCCAGCCGCGUCAGAGCGGGAAACUGCUGAUGGGGAAGGGCGACUCGCCGCUGAGAAACCCAGCGACGCUACCAACGGCGAAAAUGUGGCAGUGGAAACUGAGACUGAAGCAGUAGCAGUUGAAGAAGGUUAUGACCACGCCGAAGAGGAAGAGGCUUACGAAGACGGAGCGGAGGAUGGCACUGAAGAGGAUGAUCCCAGUGACGGCGGCAGCAGCGGCGGUGACGAGGACAGCCACGAGUGCUCUGAGUGCGGUCAGCGGUUCGCCUCGGCGCGGAACCUGUCUCGACACGCGCGCACCCACUCGAACCGCCCGCAGCUGUCCUGCGAGGUGUGUGAGCGCGCCUACUCACGGCUAGACGCCCUGGUACGGCACAGCGUGGACGCCCACGAGCAGGCGCGUCAGUUUCCGUGCCCGCGGUGUCGCUGGAAAUUCCCCCAGCGGCGGAUACUCGAGUACCACCUGAAGGCGCACGACCGGGAGGGCAGGCCGGCCGGCCGCGGUCCGGGACGCCGGCCCAGACCCUUCCGCUGCAAGGCCUGCAAGCGCUCCUUCAUGGAGGCGUCGCAGCUGGAGGAGCACGAGUGUCGCGCCGACCGCUCCGGCGAGCCGGGAUACAUCUGCGACAUCUGUGGGAAGACCAUCAAGACCAAGAUGUGGCUGAGCCGGCACCGACUGCUGCACGGCGACCAGCGGCCAGCCAAGUGCGAGACCUGCGGCCAAGGCUUCAUCGACGACAAGGCGCUGGCCAAACACGUCAAAACGCACACCGACGGCCGCCGCUUCCUCUGUGACACGUGUGGGAAGGGAUUCGCGCUCAAAGUCACCUUACAGAUCCACUCCCGCACCCACACCGGCGAGCGGCCGUUUGCCUGCGAGACGUGUGGCAAGCGCUUCUCUACGCGCACCCAGCUGUUCCACCACUCUAAGAUCCACUCUGGGGAGAAGCCCUACGUGUGUACUGUCUGCCAGCGCGGGUUUCGACAGUCGCACCACCUGAAGACGCAUAUGAAGAUCCACGCGGACCGGCCGGAGCGGCACAUUAGGGAGGCUCGGAACGCGCGCGCUAUGGGAGUGGCUGUCAGUGAGGAGCCGGUGCUGGGGGCACCCCCGGGGACUACUGUGCUGGCGCAACUGACGGAGGAGGGGAGGCCGCUGCCGGAGACGCUUUGUGACGGCGAGGGGUGAGCGGCCGGUGUGAGUGAGCGCGCGGAAAAGCGAGAUACGCCUCGGGGAAAAGGUGAUUACUUCAGUGAAUAGUGAGAACCAGUGACCGUGCCAGUGUGGAGAGAGAUCUGUGGGAGGACUGGUGUCUCACGGGAGGACGCAACAGACUUCGAGACCUGUGGCAGGGGGCUGCUUUACCUGAUGUGUGGUGAGUAGUCCAGAACCAGUUUAUCGUGAUUUACACAGCGUGUAUAUUGGUCGAUGUGUGGAGCCAUCGGAAGUUUCUCAAUAUUAUUUGGUCUAGGACUAGGCUUAAAUACUUAUUUGGGGAGGAGCUAAUCGUUGAUAAGUUUGAAUUAUUAGCCUUGGAGCCGUGAGCUUCGUUUUGGCUGUGUUACCUGUGUAAGAUAUGCAUUAUGUUCAAUCCUGCUUCAGGCGAUUGAUUUUGGCCGCGGUGCGUGCACCUGAACACAUGUGCCCGCAGUCUGAUCAUUUUCUAUUCGAUCAGCGUCGGCUUUUGUAGACGAAAUCGGCUCGAGAUCAGUGUACUAACUUUCUCGCUCUAGUUCUGCCAAGUUGAAAGGGAUGCCGCGUUUUCAUUCACCUUCUGAAACUUAAUGUCGCGUUUCAGAGCCGCAGCUUGAAAAUGUGUACCAGAUUUCUUUGUUUGAUCAUUGUACACGAGCUAGGAUGUAAAUUGCGCUGGGAUUACAUGCUUGACAAAACUCCAUCUUCGCGAUAGCUGCUCUUUUCUCUCUGGUUGUUCAUAGGCCUGCAAGUUCAGGGAGCAUCGAAACAGGCGUCAGUUACGUUGCGAAUGACACCAGUGUUUCGUCGAAUUGAUGUUUGCUAGACAUCAACGUGUAUCCUCCUUGGAUGCUGACAAUUAGUCUUUAUCUCCUUCGCCCAUCAAAAUGUUUUCUCCAAUCCACAUUGUUCCAAAUCUUGUUAUCUGUAAGCUAGCCACGGGAGUACCUUAAAACAUUUGUCAAUAUCUGCUGCCACAAUAAUUCGUUCUAGCAUAGAGAAUCUGGAAAUAUUGUGUAUUGCGCUUCGUUUCGACAGUUAGUAUCUGAGCCCACGCGGUGCCAUUGUGAGGUAGUGUAAGUGAAGUGCUGUAUUUGUUCAUGUUCGCCGCACGGCCUGCCCCCACCGUCGCGAAAUAUGUCGACAUUUGUCUGUGUACAAGCUGUUUACACCAAUUAUUCCCUGCUUUGGUGCCGUAUCCCCGGUGAACAUAUGCCGGCCAUUUCUGACGACAUUUACAGACAUUUCUGGGUAGGAGCGCGCCCUGUUUAUGUUUCUUUGCCCCUUAUGAUGUGUGUUUGUCAGUGCUCCGUGGGAGCUUUGCCGGGCAUCAUGGUAGCUUUGCUGGCGCUGAGCUUAUUCGUAUCGCACAUGGGAUUGUGUGAUGUAUUGCUAUCCAAUGUGAGCUGAGACCGUUCUAAUACAGCCUGAUGU